Fulmarus glacialis (Northern fulmar) is the source of this 1046-nucleotide messenger RNA. RefSeq names its product torsin-1A-interacting protein 1-like. Lineage: Eukaryota; Metazoa; Chordata; Aves; Procellariiformes; Procellariidae. Gene Ontology annotation, biological process: membrane organization. The record is from RefSeq and is a predicted model, not a curated record. Gene Ontology annotation, molecular function: ATPase activator activity. The annotation marks the transcript as partial. Gene Ontology annotation, cellular component: membrane. The transcript has 4 exons.
GAGACGAGCGUCACUUUGGGAACCCAGACUCCUUGACUCGGCCCCCUAUAAAAGCAUGUCGAUCGUCAGGCAGUUCUUCAACUUACUUUCUUCAAGAGAAUCUAAUAAAGGAAAAAGCAAAGGCUUAUGACAGUAACGAACCUGAGAAACCAGCAGGGCAUCAACCAAACAUUUAUACACCGUUAAAAGGCAGAAGUAAAUUUCGAGAUCAGUCCAGUAUAGGGAAGCAGUCACAGCCGUUGGCCAAAAAUGAUGGUGAAUCGCGGAGUGGAUUUCACAAGAACUGGACUUUGUUACUGGUUCUGUUAAUUAGUAUCCCAUUGCUUUAUGUCCUGUGGAGUGGAAUACCAAGUCUUCUGGAUGCAACUUUGUCAAGUAGAGAUACUCAAAUUCUGCAAGCAUUUCGGGCCCAGAUGAAGAAACUAAAAAAUACUUACCAAAGUCAGGACCCCAAUCUGUGGAAAAGAACCCGCGUGUUCCUUGAAAAACACCUUAAUGCUUCCCAUCUGCAUUUGGAGCCAGCCAUCUUACUGUUCACAGCUGGCCAAGAAGCUGAGAAAGCGCUGAGGUGCCUAAGUAACGAGAUUGCUGAUGCUUUUGCCUUCUCCCAGAAUGCUACUACAAUCAAAAUUAAUGGGGCAGACAAAGCCAUAUUGGAUAGUGACAUUGUCAAGCUGGAGGUAGAUAAUGAGCUCAGCUCUGGGUUCAGAGAAGGCAAGAAGGUAGCAGUGGUGCAUCGAUUUGAAUUACUGCCUGCAGGCUCCACCUUAAUCUUUUACAAGUACUGUGACCAUGAAAAUGCAGCAUUUAAGGAUGUGGCUCUUCUGCUGACAGUUCUCCUGGAUGAGCAGUCGCUGAGAAAGAGCCUCACCUUGCAAGAAGUUGAGGAGAAAGUCCGGGAUUUCCUCUGGGCGAAGUUUACCAGUUCAGAUGUUUCCUAUAAUAGCAUGGACACAGAUAAGCUGAGUGGACUGUGGAGCCGUAUAUCUCACCUUGUGUUGCCUGUUUGGCCUGAAAAGGGCCUCCCUGUGGAGGGAUGCACAUAA